AUGGUCCCCCGAGCCUGCUGCUGGCUGUCCUGGUGCCUGCUCAUCUGUGUCAUUUCAGCUGAAAUCCAGGAGCAUGGCAGAACUCCCAAGGCUCAGAAAAAGAGAGCCUUCAAAGCAGCCAGCCCUGGAGACGUGAAGCCCCCAGGAGCCCCAGGUGGGAAAAAACCCAAAGCAGACCUCAGCCAGAAGACCCUACAGAUGGAGGCUGCAGCCCCAAGCCUCCCAGCCUCCUCCAUUCUGACCCUGGUGUUAGGGAGGGGCCGCUUCCAGAAGGUGGGGGACUCUCUCAGCCUGCGGGCUGGGGAUCCCCUGGAGCUUCGCUGCCGGGGCAAGGUGGUCCACUGGAGGGUGCCUGUAUACCUGGAAGAGGAGGGCAAGGAACGCCUGAGAAUCAAGCACUUCAGCCGUCACAGCCAGCUGCAGCUGGUCAACUCCACGGGCGCGGACACGGGGGAAUACAGCUGCUGGGCUCAGCACUGCCAGGAUGGCGAGGGCGCAGAAGGCGAGGCCCGCCAGGGAAAGACCUUCAUCUUCUUCACAGACCCAGAGGAACUCUUUGUCCCCACCGAGGAUUAUUAUAAGUGUGCAGUUGCACAGCCAUCAACCAGUCCUGCUUCCCUGCCAGGUGACCAACCCUCUGGCCCACGUGACACUGCACUCGGGAGUUCCCCCCGGAGGAAGUCCCAGUGGAUGGGAGUAGACAAUCUCCUUUGA
Molecule: messenger RNA, 714 nt
Organism: Lynx canadensis (Canada lynx)
Lineage: Eukaryota; Metazoa; Chordata; Mammalia; Carnivora; Felidae
Product: platelet-derived growth factor receptor-like protein
Exons: 4
Coding region: 1-714 (237 amino acids)
Source: RefSeq, a predicted model, not a curated record